Molecule: messenger RNA, 1554 nt
Organism: Pieris macdunnoughi
Lineage: Eukaryota; Metazoa; Arthropoda; Insecta; Lepidoptera; Pieridae
Source: the annotation of a GenBank genome assembly
AUGUACCUGUCUAAAACUUUAUUAAUAUUCCUUAUUGGCAUAACAUUUAAUGAUGCUGCAAGAAUUCUGGGUAUAUUUCCUACUCCGGCCAUCAGUCAUCAAGGUGCAUUUCGACCCAUCAUACAUGAACUUGCAAGACGUGGACACCAAGUUACAGUUCUUACUACGGAUCCAGCGUUUCCUAAAGACAAACCACUCCCAAACUUAACAGAAAUCGACGUCCAUGAACUGUCGUAUGCUAAUAAAGAUGAAUGGCUUGAGAAAUCUGAAAACUCAAAAGAAGGUUUCUUCAAAGAGCUUAAGAACAUAUUUGAAAGAAUAACUGUUUUGGUAGAAAUGCAGAUUCAAGUACCCGAAUUCAAGGAGUUGUAUAAGCAGAAGUUUGAUUUGUUGUUGGUUGAAUCAUUCGUUCGUCCACUGUUGGGAUUUAGUCACGUGUUUAAAGUACCAGUUAUCCAAGUCAGCUCUUUGGGAGCUGGACCUUCUGUUUAUAGUUCCUUUGGAGCACCAUCUCAUCCACUUUUAUACCAUUCAAUGGUUUCUCAGAAGCUCUAUAACCUUACGCUCUUCGAAAAAGCACAAGAGCUGUUAAAGAAUUAUUUUGUGGAAUACAUAGUUGCACAAACCGAGGAGCUUGAUUAUGAAAUGAUGAGACGAAAUUUUGGUGAAGAUGUGCCAAAUUUCGAGGAGCUACAGAAAAAUGUACAGCUAUUAAUGUUGAAUGAACAUCCCAUUUGGGCGAAUAAUCGUCCAGUACCACCAAACAUAAUAUUUGUUGGAGGUAUUCAUCAACCAAAGGAUCAGGAGUUUUCAAAGGAGCUAAAACAAAUCUUGGAUUCGUCAAUAAAUGGUGUUAUCUAUGUCAGUUUUGGUACAAGUGUAAAGGCCUCCGUGCUUCCGCCAGAAAGAAUUGAGGCCAUGACAAAAGUGCUGUCUCACUUACCUUAUGAUGUUCUAUGGAAGUGGGACAAGGAUGACAUACCUGGAAAAGGAAAAAAUAUUAAACUUUACAAAUGGUUCCCACAGCCUUCUCUUCUUAAACAUCCAAAAAUCAAGCUUUUUAUCACCCAAGGAGGUUUACAAUCGACCGACGAAGCGAUUAAUGCAGCUGUACCUGUUCUGGGGAUACCGAUGCUUGGUGAUCAGUGGUACAACGUGGAGAAAUAUGUACAUCACAAAAUUGGCCUUCAGCUUGACAUUUAUCAGCUGACAGAGGACAAUUUUAGGAAUGCAGUCGAAAGACUUAUUGGGGAUAAGAGUUACAAAGAGAACAUAUUAAAAUUACGUUCUCUUAUGAGAGAGCAUCCCGUAGGACCCUUGGAACUCGCCAUGUGGUGGAUUGAGCAUAUACUUAAGUAUGGUGGAAGUCAUUUAAAAUCACCAGCCACUGGCAUGUCACUAAUGGAAUACUACGAAGUACCACUGCUAUUAGCCGUAACUGCUAUUUUAAUCGCUGCUAUAACUGUGAUACUAUUAAUUUCUACUUUCAUUUGGAGGAUGGUUAAAUGUUUUUUUAAAUCUAGAGUAACGAAGAAAAAAAUUAAAGUAAACUGA